AUUUAUCGUUAAUUAACCGGUAACUCGUUCCAAUGUUUAUGUAUAUACAUAUAUAUAUUAUUCUUUGGAUGUGAACCUUCGUAGGCGUUUUCAUCGGCGCUUUCUGACGCUUUCUGAGAACGUCCUCGAGGGCGUCCUCGACGUUGACAAUAGCAGAUAAACUGCAAUGCAAGGACAGACCUACGCAUGCUCGGUUCGAUUUUUCACGGUCAGCUGAUAAUCUCCUCUCUCUCUCUUACUCUUUCUCUCUCUCUCUCUCUCUCUUUCUGUGUUUCUAUCUUUCUCUCUUCUAGGUCAGUAGAUGAUAUUUUCAAACACCGUGUCGUAGGUUCAGAACGGGUGUAAAACCGCAUUUGUUUUCUCGAGUGUUCGUGAAAACCCACCUCCAUUUUGGUACCUUCGAAUUAGUCGACAUGAGACGACGACGAAAUUAUUUUAAGGAAAUGUUAACUACUUGCUGUUGUUGAAUGAAAUCAGUGAGGAAUGUAAACGUGAAUGCAGUUCAUCGAGAAAAAACGAGCAUUUCGUAGAAAAACGAUGAGUUCAACUGCGUCAUCAAGUACCACAUCUCUUUGUAUAAACGUAGACGGUAAUAAUACUCGACGAUAUUCAACCGACGAUAAUAGAUGCAAUUAUCAAGAAUUGGAAAACACCGGAACGGCACGACUUUUGCCAACAUACCAGAACGAUAAUUCAAUUGGAAAAUCUAAAGGAUUCUUCGAGAAUUUACGCGUUGACACAUCUCGUUUUCGCACGAAAGGUGUGAUCAUAAUUGGUAUCGUGGUUGCAGUGAUCCUCAAAAUAAUCAUUGCCGUUGGCCUUUACGCCAUCCAUGACAGUUUAAAAUAUCACGAAAAUGAAGGUACACUGGUGCCACCAGAUCCGGAAUACAACCAGCCACCAUCCUGGAGCAAAUUGAGGGUCUUUAAACGUGGUGCCGUUUGUGCCGAUGGUGCACCAUGUGCUGUCAUUGGCAAAAAUAUAUUGGAAAAAAAUGGCUCGGCAGUGGAUGCAACGAUUGCAUCAAUGAUAUGCGAUGGUCUCGUAAAUAUGCAAAGUAUGGGUCUAGGUGGUGGAUUUCUUAUGACGAUUUAUGAUAAAUCUGCUGGUAAAGCUUACGUGUUAAAUGCUAGAGAUAGGGCACCAUUAGCAGCUAAUGCUACUAUGUUUAUUGGUAAACCUAAACACGUUUCUUCAAUGGGUCCACUAUCUAUUGCCGUACCUGGAGAAGUGGCAGGUUAUUGGGAAGCUCAUAAAAGAUUUGGCAAAUUACCAUGGGCUGAUUUAUUUCAACCAAGUAUUGAAUUAUGUGAAAAUGGUUACAACGUAACCAAAUUUCAAUACAACGGAUUUGAACUCAACGAGAAAAAUAUUUACUCGGAUCCUACUUUAAAGAAAUUAUUCGUCGAUCCAAAAACGAACAAAUUGAUCAACAUAGGUUCGAUCGUAAGACCCAAAACGUUAUGUGAAACGUUAAAAACAAUUGCUAAAGAGAAUGCAACAGUAUUGUACAAUGGAACCCUUGGUCAAACGGUUGUUGAAGAUUUACAAAAGAGAGGCAGUAUUAUUACCAUGAAGGAUUUCAAUGCAUUUAGAGCAACAUGGGAGGAACCAGUUGAAGAAAAAUUUUCAAAUGGUAUGAAACUUUUUACACCUGGAGCCCCAGGUAGCGGAAGUUUGCUCAGUUUUAUUCUAAACAUUUUCGAUGGCUUCCAAUUUACGUCUGAGAGUUUGUCAGACUUCAAUUCAACCAUCGUAACUUAUCAUAGAAUGUUAGAAACCUACAAAUACGCUUAUGCCUUAAGAGGUAACAUGGGAGAUAAGGAUUUUGUCGAUAUGACUGAGUUAAACAUUAAUUUAACGUCGAAAGAUUAUGCGAAUCAGAUAAGAAUGAAGAUACAAGAUACCAGAACUUGGAAUGAUCCACAACAUUAUGGGGCUUCCAUUUAUAGUAAUACUGAAGAUCAUGGAACAGCUCAUUUUUCAGUUUUAGCACCAAAUGGUGAUGCUGUUUCAGUUACCAGCACGAUUAAUUACUACUUUGGUAGUGCAGUAACAAGUGAGAGAACUGGUAUUUUAUUUAACAAUGCCAUGGAUGAUUUUGGAAUACCAUUUAAAACUAAUUAUUUUGGAGUUCCACCUAGUCCCAACAAUUAUAUUGAACCUGGAAAACGACCAAUGUCCUCAAUGGUACCUUCCAUUUUUGUAGAUGAAAAUGGAGAUGUUAGAUUAGUCGUUGGUGCAUCUGGUGGUACUAAAAUAACGACUGCUGUUUCUCAGGUUAUUGCCAAAAUUCUAUGGAUGGGUAACACCGUUAAAGAAGCUGUUGAUGCACCUAGAAUACAUCAUCAAUUAUUUCCAGCUGAGGUUGCUUAUGAGUAUGGUGUACCCAAACAGGUGAUUGACGGUUUGAAGAAUUUGGGAUACAAAACGGCUCGUUAUAGAGAUCGUGGUAGCGUUGUAUGUGUAAUAUUUUGUCAUAAUGGUACAAUACACGCUAAUGCGGAUUACAGAAAGGGUGGUGACGUUUAUGGCAUCGAUUGAAGAACACAUAUGUUAAAUGUCUAAAUACUUUUUUCAUGAAAAGAAAAAAACAAAAGAAGGAAACAAAAAGACAAAGUGCAAGUCAUAUUAAAUAGUACAAUUAUUUCCAAUUAAAAUAAAAAAAGAAAUUUUACACGGUGUAUAAUUAUGUGUGUGUGUCAUCCUGUGUCAUUAAUCAUCGUCUAUCCUAAUAAUACAAAUCAUAAAUAUAAUUUUUAUUUGAACGAUAACUAAUGAGAUAAAAGACUUACAUUUUGCAAUAAAACUUUGGCAAACCAAUAUACUAUAUAA
Molecule: messenger RNA, 2835 nt
Organism: Polistes dominula (European paper wasp)
Lineage: Eukaryota; Metazoa; Arthropoda; Insecta; Hymenoptera; Vespidae
Product: scoloptoxin SSD14
Biological process (GO): glutathione catabolic process
Cellular component (GO): plasma membrane
Molecular function (GO): glutathione gamma-glutamate hydrolase
Source: RefSeq, a predicted model, not a curated record